AUGUUAAGAAUUAGGCUAUAUAUACGUGUGCAAGAUUGUACUGGUAUUGUUAGUCUGACAUUGUUUGAGCGUGAGGUGACAAAGCUUUUGAAGGUUAAUGCUAAUCAACUUUUAGACAACAACAUUGAAUUAGCAAACGAAGGAAGCUUUCCAAAGGAGCUAAAUUCUUUACUCAAUAUGAAGUUUGCGUUCAAGAUUGCUGUUUCUUCAUUUAACAUUAGCAAGAAGUCUGAUGGCUACUCAGUCUCCAAGAUGACUAAUAACCCGGUCGUUUUAUCCGAGCUUGAUAAACAUUUUGACACUAUUCAGCCUAUUGAUGACGAAGCCGUCAAUGUCGAACCAUCCGAUUCAAAUCGUAAUGAAGAUUUGCCUGUUAAGGAUUCUAUAUCCCAAACGGGAGACGAUGUAACCCCUUGCUCUAAUGUUUUUAAAGUUGGCUUUACAACAUCGUUUGAUCAGAAGGAUGCUGACUUGGAUACAAACAUCGAACGUGACUUGAAGCGCAAUUUGGAUACCGUGUAUGACGUGGAUGAUGUUUCUUCCCAGUCUUCAUCAAAGAUGCGUAAAGACAGUGGUGUCGAUGAAGUUCUUCUAAUUCCAAAGAAAGAAGCUUAGUAAUCUAUAAUUCAAACAUUUGAUAUCAUCGUUGGUUUUGUUUUCAUUAUUUGGAUAUUUUUGUUGGGUAUUUUCGAAAUUUGACAAUGAUUUGAC
Messenger RNA from Helianthus annuus (common sunflower), 711 nucleotides. RefSeq lists its product as uncharacterized. The record is from RefSeq and is a predicted model, not a curated record. The transcript is spliced from 5 exons. Bases 1 to 615 code for a protein of 204 amino acids. Lineage: Eukaryota; Viridiplantae; Streptophyta; Magnoliopsida; Asterales; Asteraceae.